UUUAAGUUCUGACACAGGCAGCUAACUAGGUAGCUCGGUUGUUGUUGCUUCAACAACAAUUGCUGAAUUAUAUAUUGUUUUCUGGUUGUGUGGAGGUUGACACAUCGGUGACUAGCUGUCUAGUGGUAACCAGAGUUGGGACCUGGCUGAAACGAAGUCAGGCAGCCUCAAACUAAAACUACACGGACGUUUAUUUGCUUGUUAAAUUUGCAGCCUCGCCCAUCAGCUAACGCUAAUUUUAGCCUUAUGAGACAGCCUUGGGUCUCCUAACUAUCUGUUAAGAGCAGUUUGGUAGCUCGACCUAGCACUGUUACCAGUUGACUUAAAGUAAUGCAGUAGAGGUAUGUUGCUGUCUAAUGUAUCUACGAGUUCUCAAAUUUGAUUUAAUUUUUAUUACGAGUUUAAUGAGGACAACAGAACAACAUCAAUGCUAGUAGCGUUAGUCGAGUUAGGUUAUCUCACUUCCGCUUUCGUCUUAACGGAUUUUAUUUUAUGUCUUUUCACAGCUAGCAAAAAAUAUAACAUGUCUCCCGUUUAUUGGAUGCACAUCAGAUUGUUAUAUGGAUGAAAACGUCUCCAUGUCAAGAAAUUUGUAAACCGCGACGUAGGUGAUAUAGUGGAGCUUCAGUCUGUACGAUGUAAACAAGUGUAACUGUUAGCAGCUAACUGGCUUCCCUGUGCUCAACUGAUGCUAACCCUAAAGUCUUGUGACUUGUUCUCCAUUAAGCCUCUGUCUGGUAAUGCCCGGUGCUGUGGAAACAGAAACACAACAGAUUAUUAACACCGGUUCUCUAAACAUCACUGCACUUUCUACAAAGGACUAAAGGGGUGUGCACUGUUGAACCAUCAUGAUGGCAGGUUCCCAGUGGGAGCUUCCUCCCGAGCUAUGUUGUCGGCCCAUGGCAUUUGUAGCUCUAACCGGUCUGGAUGUGGUGUACAAUGCUGUGCACCGAGCCAUCUGGGACGCCUUUUGUGCCAACCGUCGAGCUGACAGAGUCCCCAUCUCUUUCAAAGUGCUCCCUGGAGACCAUGAGUACCCGAAGUGUCGCACUAAGCGAACAUCCUAUGAGUGGUACAUCCCCAAAGGCAUUCUGAAAACAGGCUGGAUGAAUAAACAUCUGAAUCUGGUACCUGCUCUGGUGGUUCUCUUUUAUGAACUGGACUGGGACGACCCACAGUGGAAGGAGAAACAGUCUGAAUGUGCCACUAAAGUGGAGAUUGUCAGGACCAGUCUUCAAGGCAGGAACACCAAGGUGGCUGUGGUUCUAAUCCAGAAGAAAACUCCUCUGCCUCCAGGAGAGGACCUGGUUGCCUCAGAGAGAGCAGCAGCUCUUUGUAAUGCCUGUGAUCUGUCUGGCAAGAGUCUGUUCGUACUGCCGCACACCGACCACCUGGUGGGCUAUAUUAUAAGGUUGGAGAAUGCCUUCUAUGAACAUGCUCAGACAUACUACUACACUGAGAUCCGUCGUGUCAAAUCGCACAAGGAGUUCCUCAACAAGACAACACAUCAGUUGCUGUUUGUCAGACACCAGUUUAAAAUCGCUUUCUUCAGUGAGCUGAAACAGGACACACAGAAUGCUCUCAAGUAUUACAGAACUGCAUACAGUCUUGUCCAUGAGCUUAGAGCCCACGAGACCAACAUGCUGGAGAUCAAAACUAUGGCUGGAUUCAUCAACUAUAAGAUCUGUCGUCUGUGUUUCCAGCAUAACACUCCUCUGGAUGCUAUAGCUCAGUUCAGGAAGCACAUUGACCUGUGUAAAAAGAAGAUAGGCAGUGCUGAGCUGGCCUUCGAGCAUGCUGCAUGGAUGUCUAAACAGUUUCAGUCGUUUGGUGAGCUGUUUGAUGAAGCCAUAAAACUGGGUCUGACAGCCAUCCAGACCCAGAACCCUGGUUUCUACUACCAGCAGGCUGCCUGUUACAGCCAGGAGAGGAAGCAGCUGGCUCAGCAGCUUUGCCAGGCUGGAACGAGUUGUCCCUCCCCUGACCCACUGGACAUCCAGAGUGGGGGACUGGACUUCUAUGGGCAGAGACCGUGGAGACAAGGACAUCAGAGUAUUGAUCCUCCAGAUGCAGAGAAGGAGAAGACCGGGAUUCUGGCCCUGCAGAUUAAAGAGAGAGAUGUCCCUCAUUCUGAGCUGAUAAUAGCACUGCUCAGUAAUGCUGUUGCCCAGUUUAAGAAGUACAAGUGUCCCAGGAUGAAGAGUCACCUCAUGGUGCAGAUGGGAGAGGAGUAUUACCACGCUAAAGACUACACCAAAGCCCUCAAGCUUUUGGACUAUGUGAUGUGUGACUAUCGUACAGAGCGAUGGUGGGGACUCCUGACAGCCAUAUUGACCACAGCUCUGCGCUGUGCUUAUCUGAUGGCCAGUGUUAAAGAUUACAUCAUAUAUUGCAUGGAGCUCCUGGGCAGAGCUUCAACACUGAAGGAGGAGCAGAAGGGGAGGAUUGAGAAGAAUCUCAUCAAAGUCCUGAUGAACGAGGUUCCUGACCCUGAGCCAGACUGUGAUCCAUCUUCUGUCAUUGCAGCGAGGUCGCUGUGGAACGACCGCAUGUCUUUAGCCGGAUCAAAUGAGUUCACCAUAGAAGUGCAGGACUACAUACCGUUUAUCCAGUGCAAGGCCAAGUUCUGCUCUCCCAGUUUCCACGUAGACCAGCCCAUCCAGCUGCAGGUCUUCCUCCGAGCAGACUGUCCUCACCCUCUGUCACUCAGCAAGCUGGCCGUCAGUCUCAGUAACCAGGAGUACAACCAGUGGUGUGUGGUGGAGUCGUCAGCUCAGGAGAGCAUGAACUUGUUGCCAGGGACAACCAAAUGCUACAACUUCAGCUUCGUAGCAAAGUCUGAAGAUGUUGGCAAGAAGAUUGAGAUGACAGGUAUUGAGGUGAUGCUGGGCAGGGACAAUGGCCGCUGUGUGUUUCUGAGCUGGAGAGGGGCUGGAGGAGAUGCAGCCUCUGCCCAUGAAGCCUUGCAGGCCAGCAGGUCAUCACGCCGAUGGGGACGAGGCGUGGAGAUGCGGCCAGAGCUCGACUGGGACAGCCUGAGCAUCCAGCACAGCACAAUGAUCAUCUCUAGAGUCCCAAAGAUCUUAGUUCAGCUGAGCCACCAGCCUCCUGCUCUCAACAAUGAGAUGUACUGCAUCAACCUCACCGUCCAAUCACAGGAGGAGGGUGUGGCCAAAGAUGUCAAACUGACAGCUGGCCUCAAACCAGGCCAGGAUGCCAAUCUAGGCCAGACCACACAUGUGACACUGGAUGGCUCAAAGGUGUGUGAUGACGCUGCACCUGCUCUGCUGCCUGAUGUACCACUGGGAGACCUGAAACCAGGCCAGAAGUUGGAGAGAUGUGUGUAUGUGAGGUGUGUGUCAACUGGACUAAGGGUGUUCCUGUUCCACGUGGCCUACAGCAUCGAUACCACAGUGGAAGGACAACAAAUUGUCUGCAGAUGUCAUAAGGAUGAGACUGUUACCAUAGAGACAGUGGUCCCAUUUGAGGUGUCUGUCAAGUUUGUAUCCACCAAGUUUGAGCCACUGGACCGGGUAGCAGUGGACAUUCCUUUCCUGUUGAUGACAGACAUCUUUUCCUCAUCUCCCUGGCCUCUUGUGUUGGCCUCGUCCUCUCUGCAGCUCCUCACUAUGACCAGCAACACACCACAGCUGCAGUCACAGCUGCAGGAAGUGGUUUUGCAGACAGGUGAAUGUGCCAGUGAAUGUUUCUGUCUCCGAUGUCCACCAUUGACCAACAGCAAUAACACGGUGGCUACAGGACAGUACUUGAUAUCAUGGAGGAGGAAGCCCUCCAGUGCAGACAGUCCUCUCAUCCAGACCACAGUCACUCUACCUCAUGUCAUCCUGGAGUCUGUUCCUCUCUACAUCCAUGCUGAUUUACCAUCAUUUGGUCGAGUCAGAGAGUCUCUUCCAGUCCGUUACCACAUCGAGAACAGGACAGCUCUAGUGCAGGAGGUGGAGAUGGCUGUUGAACCCUCUGAUGCCUUCAUGUUCUCUGGACUCAAACAGGUGCGUCUCCGUAUCCUCCCUGGCUCAGAGCAGCAGAUCCUGUUUAACUACUACCCUCUGAUGGCUGGUUACCAAACACUGCCACAGCUCAACAUCUGCCUGCCCCGCUGCCCCACCUCCAACACACACACACUGAGGCGCUUCUUGCCUCAACGCAUCUUCGUCAAGCCUCAGGGUCGACAGCUGGACGACGCCUCCAUCGCUGCAGCUUGAAGAACACAGACUGUAAAAAUGAAAACAAAGCAGCGCUGUCAAAAUAAAUGUGUUAGGAGAGACCACAGAAGAGGACAUUCUGCCUGAAGACCCUGGUCUUCCAGAACCACAAGAGCAUGUGGACUUCAAGGAAAAGUUGUUUCCACAUCAGGGAAGACUGCCCAGGUUUCAGCAUCAACUCACCUGCUAAUCACACGGAGAGACUCCAACUUGUGAUCAGCCUCCAACCAUCUUUUCAGCCUUAGUCUUUUUAUUACUGUUCUAAUGAUUGUUUACUUUUUGUGUUGCGUUUCAUGAGUCACACUUGACUGAAAACCAACUGUUGUUGGCUGUGUGUUACUCACAGUUAAGCGAUGAUGCAUUCACUUGAGGAAAAAAAUAUUCUGCUCUGUUUUUCUGAAUUAACAAGAUAAUUAUCUCAAAAUUCUGAGAUAAGGAUAUCAUUAAUUCAGAAAAACAGCAGAAUUUUUUGGAGAAAACGUUUUAAAAAAUGUUUUCUUUAAAAAAAAUUUAGAAAUAAAAUUCCUGCUCUUUUUUCUGAAUUAUCUCAGAAUUCUGAGAAAAUGAUCUUGUUAAUUCAGAGAAACAGAGCAAUUUUUGUCCCCCAAGUGAAUGCAUUACACUUCCAUAGAUAUUCCCAGUAUCAAUUACAAAUCCAGGAUGGAGCAGCUGUGCAUUGGUCUGUUUUUUUAUAUUUAAACUACCACAAAACCACUGCUUGUUUUUCACCAGAUGGACCUCUGAGAUAUAGGUAUUGUCUAGAAAGACAAACACAUGUAUAAGGUCUUAGAUGAAGAUAAAUGUUUUCUUAAUGUGAACAAUUUAUUUGGUGAGGCGAGUGAGCAGGUCAUUAAUCUGUAAGAAAUAAGAUCAUGAAAAAACAGUAGCUAUCAAUCAUCAUCAUUCAUUAUAUUGAUUGGAUGCAAUGUGUAAUCAUUAAACGGUGAGUGGUGGAAGAAGUAUUCAGAUCCAACAACAAAAAUACAUUACAAUAUUGUCCAAUACUUCAUUACAAGAAUAAAAAAAUCCUACUUAAGUAAAAGUACAUGAGUAUUAGCAGCAAAAUGUAGUUAAAGCAUCAGUGUGUCAGCAGCAUGUUAUUGUUGUAGCUGCUGGAAGUGGAGCUGGUUUUACAGGCAGACAGACAAAUCUCAGAUUUAUAAGAGAGGAAAGAAGAAACAAAGUUCUGAUCCACAAAUCUGUUUUCAGUUUUCAGACUUUUUCUCUACUCUUUGAUUAUUGUUGUGAAAUGGGAUCAUUGGAACAUUUAUUGAAAUUAAACCAUGAGAGAAGUUUAGAGGGAUAAAUCACAGUUUGGUGGAGUCAACUCAUACAUCAUCUGAAGUGUGACCUGACUACACACUGAUUUUUGUAUGAAAUCGAAAAGGUUGGAAAUAUCUGUAACUGUUGUGUUAUAAAAGCUUGUUAUAUAAUU
Molecule: messenger RNA, 5658 nt
Organism: Seriola aureovittata
Lineage: Eukaryota; Metazoa; Chordata; Actinopteri; Carangiformes; Carangidae
Product: trafficking protein particle complex subunit 11-like
Exons: 31
Coding region: 849-4223 (1124 amino acids)
Source: RefSeq, a predicted model, not a curated record